Molecule: messenger RNA, 861 nt
Organism: Penicillium chermesinum
Lineage: Eukaryota; Fungi; Ascomycota; Eurotiomycetes; Eurotiales; Aspergillaceae
Product: putative protein kinase
Exons: 5
Coding region: 1-861 (286 amino acids)
Biological process (GO): spliceosomal complex assembly; regulation of mRNA processing; protein phosphorylation
Molecular function (GO): protein kinase activity; ATP binding
Source: RefSeq, a predicted model, not a curated record
AUGAGCACCGUCCGCGCCAUGGAAGAAGAGACGCUUCCUUAUUACAAACCUGAACAGUUCUACCCUGUUCAUAUGGGUGAAGUCCUUGGCUCUGGAUACAAGGUCUUAGGAAAACUUGGCUAUGGGGCAUAUUCUACGACCUUGGUCUGUCUUCUGCACGCUCUCGAUUUCCUUCACAGUGAGGCAAAUGUUGUCCAUACGGAUAUCAAGGCUUCGAAUAUCAUGCUUAGCAUUGAGGAUGAAGCAAUUCUUGCAGAAUUCGAGAAGGAUGAGAAAGGAAAUCCGAGCCCUCGAAAAGUUGUCGAUUGUAAUCGCACGAUAUACAGCUCCCGGAAGCUUCCAUGGCCGAGCAAUAGCCCAUGGGGUCAGCCUGUCUUGUGCGAUCUUGGAGCAGCUAGGAUCGGCGUUUCUCACAAAGGGAAUAUUCAGCCUGAGAUCUACAAAGCCCCCGAGGUGCAUUUUGAUAUGCCGUGGAGUUCUAGCGCGGAUAUAUGGAAUGUCGGCGUCAUGAUUUGGGAUAUUUUUGAAAACAAGCAUUUGUUUGAUGCGCUUGAUGAAGACAAGGAAUACUCUCCUUCUCAUCAUGUUGCUGAAAUGGUUGCGUACCUCGGGGCUCCACCCCUCCAUUUUCUUCAACGAAGCGAAGAAACACUGAACGUUUUUGAUGAGAAUGGUAAAUGGCUGGGUGCCGGUGGUGUCUCCGUACCGUCCAUGUCUUUGGAGGAAUCGGAAGAAAAUCUCAGCGGACAAAACAAACAGCAGUUCCUUCAAUUCAUUCGGUCAAUGUUGCAGUGGGUUCCUGAGGAGAGAAAGACGGCGAAAGAAUUACUAGAUGAUCCUUGGCUGAAUUCCACCAAUUAG